This is a messenger RNA of Aspergillus brunneoviolaceus CBS 621.78, 504 nucleotides long. RefSeq lists its product as uncharacterized. NCBI's taxonomy places the organism in Eukaryota, Fungi, Ascomycota, Eurotiomycetes, Eurotiales, Aspergillaceae. Bases 85 to 366 code for a protein of 93 amino acids. The record is from RefSeq and is a predicted model, not a curated record. The transcript has a single exon.
CUUCCUUCUCAGCCCUUCUUAGGCUUCCUCAGGUCUUCGUAUUCAAUUUCCAUCUCCCGUUAGUCUGUUUAUCAUCACAUCGUUAUGAUUCAUCACCAUCACCAUCACCAUCACCAUCACCAUCACCUUGAGAUUCACUUGCACCACCACCCACCCAUCGGGCCAUUUCGUAUGCAAACAGGGAACUCCCCAUCUCGAUCAAGGUCCAUUCCAGCUCCAUCCCUUGCAUGGAUGUGUCACUUCAAUGAGGCUGUUCAUGACUCCAUGCCCAUGAUGACCAUGAUGAUCAUGCAGCCGACCAGGAACUGCCCACGACAAUUUGAGAUACAUCGGGGUUUUACUUUCUUGAUUGAUUUUGAAGGUUAAUUCGACUCCAAGAUUAACCCCCAAUCAAUAACUUAACAAGCCAAGCGGGUCUAGCCAUCCCUUUGGGACAGUUUAGCACUCUCUACUCCGGACCGCAGCAAGCCAUCUUCAGCUCUCGCCCAUAAUCCGGGAAACUCC